AUGAACGCUCCGCGGAGGCGCCCUUGCGACCAAACCCGUCCCUGCCAGCUGAUCCAGUGGCGCGAGAAGCUGCCCGACAGACUGAGAAUCGAGUCCUACGCAACCACCUCCCGGCAGACAUCACUGCUUCAGAUGCAGGCUCUGUCUCUGCAGCUGGCAUAUGACAAUCUCAAAAUCAUCCUACACCGCAGCGCGGCGUUCCGUGUGGCCGAUGACGCCAGCAGAGUCGACGCGACAAGCAUCUCGAGCCCCUUUUCUCACCGGCAGCUAUUCGAAGCUGCUAUCCGGACGUCAGACUUGCACAAAUACGCGCAUGUGCUGCGGGAGUGUCAAAGGACCCAUGCGAACAUGCACAUUGGUAUCACGCUCUUCACCGCCGGCGUGGUCCUGUGUGCGAUUUGUCUGUUCCAGCCCAUGUCCAAGGUCAGCCAGAGGGCCAAGACGGGCAUAUCACAUCAUCCGGAUUUGCCACGACAACUCGUCGGCGCAGCACCUCGUUUCGGCCCAGGGGAACUAGUAUUUGAGCGCCAUGUGCAACGACCUGCUCCCCCGGGAGACGCACAAAAAGGUCUGCAGCCAGGCGAUGACAACAUGGGCCAGCAUCGGAAUCCGGGAGCUGAAUCGGGCGCUGCCCAGGUGGUCGAUCCGGCCACGGGAUUUGACUGGGAUGGGGAGUUGUCGCUGUUGGCAGACUCUGGGCUUGGAGAUGCCAGCCAGUUGUGGCUUUGGGCGGAUAACCUCAACCAUGACUCUUUUGCAGAGUUUAACGACGCUCGGCUCCGCCAAGCUUGCUACCGCUUGGCGCCAUCUACGACAUCCCGCUGGAAAUCUUCAAGGAUGCCGAAUAAACAUUCACCAGACGCUGGGGAACUGCUGGAAGCAGCCGAUGAGCAGGCCAUUUGCGGUGAUUCACAUCCUACGAGCUCAACGAAUUUGAUCUGGAGGGGAUCUGUUCUCACCGACACAAUGUCGUGUUGGUCUCGAAUAUAG
Molecule: messenger RNA, 990 nt
Organism: Metarhizium acridum CQMa 102
Lineage: Eukaryota; Fungi; Ascomycota; Sordariomycetes; Hypocreales; Clavicipitaceae
Source: RefSeq, a predicted model, not a curated record